AUGUACAACCACUCUGACAUCGUCUUGCAUAGACCUCCACCUCCGUGUCCUCGCAGGCGAAAUACAAGUCAAACUUUCGUCUCCCUGGACAACCCUCCGUGCUGCGCCGUCAAGCACCCACCACCACUGCCGCCAUUGCCUGACCAUUGGAAAUGUGAAUUUGGCUACUCCAAGCCGUGGGACAGGGUUGCGACUCUCGCAUUCCGAAUGGCAGUCUUGAUAAGCUUUGGACACGACAACCUUGACAGUGUCUGGGAGAUCUGCCAUUCGGAAGAAAAGUGGGCACAUGACAAAGACCGUCUCGCCCAACGUACCACUACCACUACCGUCGUCGCCGGCCUCCUGGUUGGUGCGACGGCCGCGUUUAUAACAACCACUCCGCCGGUGGAGGAGUUACUGAACUACACGCGACGUGGACCGUAUUUGCUCCUCCUCUUGUCCUUCAGUAUCACGCUCGGCUCGCUGAUUGUCGGUUCGAGCAUGAUCUUCAUCACUCUGAAGUGUGAUCCUGUUUGGUUCUGCAGCGUAGGUGUCGUCGCUCGGUUGAUCUGCCCUGCGUAG
This is a messenger RNA of Pleurotus ostreatus (oyster mushroom), 561 nucleotides long. RefSeq lists its product as uncharacterized. Lineage: Eukaryota; Fungi; Basidiomycota; Agaricomycetes; Agaricales; Pleurotaceae. Bases 1 to 561 code for a protein of 186 amino acids. The record is from RefSeq and is a predicted model, not a curated record. The transcript has 2 exons.